GGAGAACAUACAACUACAUGCAGAGUAAAGCAGAACACUACAGCAAAUUAGGAACUGUUUGCCUCACAUAUCUCUCACUUUCCUCGCUAUUUCUAGACGACUAAUACUAUAUGCUCUGUGAUUCCUUUUCAGUUUUCACUAAUGCGUCAAAACAAAACAUGGCAGGCACAAGAAGAAUCCUUCUGCAUUUUCACCUUCCAGUCUUCAUAGUAACAUUAUUAUAUUUCUUAAAUAUAAUAAUGCCCCAAAAGAUGGCAGGCCAACUACCCUCAUCGUUCUGCUAUUUAGGAGAGGCUGUGUUACUUUCUUCUCAAACCCAGUUCCCUCAACAAUAUACUCUCUGAUACUAGAUUCUAUACAAUUUAGAUUCAUAUCCAUCCAUUUCUUAUUGGUCAGUCUAAGAUCAAACACUUCAAAAACUCGGUCCAACAAUCUUCUAGUCACCUGGUGCUGAAAUUAGCCUAAUAAUUUAUUCCUCUGAGCUCGAACCGUAACACUGAUACCACUUGUUGACACAGAGAUGGAAAAGAUCGAAUAUGAUGUGAUAGUUAUAGGAGGAGGAAUAAUGGGCAGCUGCGCGGCUUAUCAGUCAGCCAAACGCGGCCUAAGGACCCUCCUCCUGGAGCAGUUCGAUUUCUUGCACCACCGCGGCUCCUCCCAUGGCGAGUCCAGAACUAUCCGCGCAGCCUACACAGAGGACCAUUAUGCCAAGAUGGUCUUAGCCGCCGAGCUCCUGUGGCGCGAAGCCGAAGCCGAGAUUGGCUACAAGGUCUUCUUCAAGUCCCAGCAGUUAGACAUGGGCCCGGCGGACAACAAGGUGCUGCAAGCCGUCGUUUCCACCUGCCGGAAAACCUCCGUUCCGGUAAAAGUUUUGGACGCGAAACAGGUCAUGGACGAAUUCGCGGGCCGUUUUCAGUUACCGGAGGAUUGGGUCGGCGUGGUGACGGGGCUCGGCGGCGUCAUUAAGCCGACCAAAGCCGUUUCCAUGUUCCAGGCGCUGGCUGUCAAACACGGCGCCACUAUGAAAGACAACGUGGAAGUCAACGGCGUGGAGAGAGAGAACCUGACAGGUGGCAUUUCCGUUACCGCGAAAAGCGGGGAGAGAUUCUGGGGCAAAAAGUGCGUUAUAACGGCCGGUCCGUGGAUACGAAAGUUGGUGGCAGAUAUCACCGGUUCCCGGGUGGUGCUUCCGGUUCAACCGCUGGAGACGAACGCUUGCUAUUGGAGGAUCAAAGAGGGGCGCGAAGGAGAUUUCACCAUCGCAAACGGCUUCCCAACAUUUUCCAGCCACGGCGAGCCGCACGUGUACGGCACGCCGUCGCUUGAGUUCCCGGGACUGAUCAAAAUCAACUGGCAAGGAGGGCGUGAAUGCGACGCGGAAGGGCGCACCUUUGCGCCGUUGCCGAGUUCUUUGUGUUCAAUGAAACAAUGGAUAGAGGAACGAUUGGGGGGCCUGGUGGACUCGUCGGCGCCGGUGAUGUCGCAGUCAUGCAUGUACUCCAUGACGCCGGACGAGGACUACGUGAUCGAUUUCUUGGGUGGGGAGUUGGGCAAGGAUGUGGUAGUCGCCGGCGGAUUCUCCGGCCACGGCUUCAAAAUGGGGCCCUUAGUGGGUCAGAUAUUGGCGGAUCUCGUCUGGAGCGGGUCGGCCCCACACGACUUGUCUCACUUCAGGAUACAUAGGUUCCAGGAGGCAGGAGAACGAUGAAGGAAACGUGAAGGACUUUGCCGAUUAAUCGCUUGAUACCGAUUUAGCGUUUUAUAACGGCAUGAUCAUAAAUAUUCAACUUCGCUACCACCAAUAUGCGGCAAAGUGAAUAAGUUUGAUUAUCUUUAAAUAAAAUCUUGAAUAAAAAAGGUUUAAAUUGUUACGUUUUUAAUUAAAUGCCCAUUCAAGAAUAUCAGUAGUUAUAUUAUGAACUAGCAUGCAUGUGUGCACACAAGACAUUUGUGUUUUUUCUUC
Ipomoea triloba (trilobed morning glory) is the source of this 1963-nucleotide messenger RNA. Its product is annotated as probable sarcosine oxidase. Lineage: Eukaryota; Viridiplantae; Streptophyta; Magnoliopsida; Solanales; Convolvulaceae. Bases 521 to 1708 code for a protein of 395 amino acids. Gene Ontology annotation, molecular function: sarcosine oxidase activity; flavin adenine dinucleotide binding. The transcript has a single exon. The record is from RefSeq and is a predicted model, not a curated record.